This is a messenger RNA of Dichotomopilus funicola, 1782 nucleotides long. RefSeq lists its product as uncharacterized. NCBI's taxonomy places the organism in Eukaryota, Fungi, Ascomycota, Sordariomycetes, Sordariales, Chaetomiaceae. Gene Ontology annotation, biological process: conjugation with cellular fusion. Gene Ontology annotation, cellular component: mating projection tip; cytoplasm. The record is from RefSeq and is a predicted model, not a curated record. The transcript is spliced from 3 exons. Gene Ontology annotation, molecular function: phosphatidylinositol binding; protein-macromolecule adaptor activity; protein binding. Bases 1 to 1782 code for a protein of 593 amino acids.
AUGCGUGUUUUCAAGGCCUUACGGAUAGGAAGGAGGUCGAUAAAAAGUGAGGAGAAGGGCAAGCAGCAUAUCAGUAUCCCGCAGAAAACCGAUGUUGCGAUUGUUCCCCCCAAAAAGGUUAUUCGUGCCCUUCACGAUUACACGGCGCAAGACAAGGAGAGAGAACUCAGUUUUUCUAAAGGCGACUUUUUCCAUGUCAUUGGGCGCGAAAAUGAUACAGAUUGGUACGAGGCGUGUAACCCCGCUCUGCCUCUCGCCCGGGGUCUGGUCCCCGUAAGCUACUUCCAAGCACUGGGGCGCAACGAGCGCGACAGCGGCCAGUCUCAGCCUGAUAGCUCGCUGUCCGCGAAACACCCCGACCAUGAUUCGGGUUAUGGCGAAGCGCCAACCACAUCCCCGCCUGUAUCUGCUGGACAUCGGAACUCGAAGUCAGGCGGCAGGUCGGGAGCUAUGGUCUACGGCGUCGUCAUUUACGAUUUCCAUGCGGAACGGGGCGACGAGCUGGAUGCUAAAGCGGGCGAAGCCAUCAUUGUGAUUGCGCAAUCCAACCCCGAGUGGUUUGUAGCAAAGCCUAUUGGGAGGCUCGGGGGUCCCGGUCUUAUUCCCGUUUCCUUCAUCGAAAUCCGCGAUAUGGCGUCUAACACACCCGUCGCGAACCCCCAUGAAGCGGUGCGGAAAGCGGGCAUACCGAAGGUGGAGGAGUGGAAAAAAAUGGCCGCGGACUACAAGAACUCCAGCAUCACCCUGGGAAAAUUUGAGACUGGCGCCCAACCGCAGUCCAUGGAGCAGGGAAUGGAACGCAUGAGCAUCCAGCAAUCCAACGGGCGUGCUAGCUUGGGGCCGGGUGCCAACGCGCAAACUCAACAGCAAGCGUACAAUGUACAAACCCCGGUCCCGCAAGAUCAGCCGUCUAACUCGCCAGGUUCACAACUGCUUGCGCCCGUCUCCGCUCGGAUUCCCAGGUAUUGUUUCGCCGAGGACAAGUACUGGUUCGUUAUCGAGGCUGAGCUCGAGGAUGGCCGGACAUGGGAACUGGCACGAUACUACGAAGACUUCUACGACUUCCAAAUCGCUCUCCUGACUGAAUUUCCAGACGAAGCCGGGACCUCUGGGAUGAAUCAACGGACACUUCCCUACAUGCCCGGCCCCGUUAAUUACGUGACCGACGCCAUCACAGAGGGACGUCGGCACAACCUUGACGGGUACGUCAAGAACCUUCUUGCGCAACCUCCAUAUAUCGCCCGGUGCAACCUAGUCAAGCAGUUUUUUGCCCCGAGGGAGGGCGAUUAUGAAAUUGACCCAACUGCGCUCGAGGAUGAGUACCGUCUGUCAGCUGGACCCCGACCUGACUCACCCGGUGAGGGUACCUCCCGCCAAUCCUCUCAACCAGGCUACGGCGGCCUUCCGACCGGACGCCAGCCUGGCCACAACCAGCAGCAACCGCAGCAACAGCCGCAGCAGCAACCAGCCAUGUCCCGCCAAGUCUCCUCUCUCUCCCAGCCCUCGCAGAGCUCUCUCUCGCCUGGAAUCCAGACAUUGGGCUCGACGAUGAAGGUUAAACUGAGCUUCAACGGUGAUAUUAUCGCGAUCAAAGUACCGGCAGACGUGUCGUUCGAGACCCUCUACGACAAAGUCGUUGACCGGCUCAAGAUCCCUCCAGGCGAAGAGCCCCAGCUUAGCUACAAGGACGAAGCGACAGGGGAUAAGCCGCCGUUGAUGAGCAAUAACGAUUUAGAUCUGGCGCUGCAAAGGAACGAGAAGCUGCUGUUGUAUGUGGAAUAA